Danaus chrysippus (African queen) is the source of this 3168-nucleotide messenger RNA. The record is from the annotation of a GenBank genome assembly. NCBI's taxonomy places the organism in Eukaryota, Metazoa, Arthropoda, Insecta, Lepidoptera, Nymphalidae.
AUGGCUAACAACAACGCUGUUUCGUCGACUUUGCCGUCGAGAGAUUAUUAUUGCAAAGUCUGCGACCUAUAUUUGGAUACUGUUGAUUCAUUAGAAGUGCAUUUACAAUAUCACAAAGAGAACUUGUACGUGAAGUGGGGCACUCAGAACUCUCAAAAUGAUACCGAAAACAAUAAUAGCGCUAAAGUGAAAAACGAAACAACAGUAUCAGCUCCGGCGGACUCGAGUGACAGUAUGAUUACCAAACCAAGUCCAGAGUUUCAACAGCGCGCGACGCCCGAAACAACAGUGCAAUUUCCGCACCCUGCUACACCACAGAGCUAUCACAGCGCACCAUCACCUUACCAAAAUCCAGAUCAAACAAACUUUUCACCGGGAGCCCAAUUUGGUAAUAAUUUUACUCAUUCUAAUUUUUCACAAAAUCAACACACUGAGCAAAUAAAUUGGGAACAGUCGCAAUAUAAUCAAGAAUAUCAUAAGCCGAAUCGUUUCCAUCCAUAUAAUAUGCAAGAUCGUGUAUCACAAGUCUCAUCUUCGAGCCCCUUGUAUGGUCAGCCGUUAAAUCAACCAACGCCAUCACCUUCGCCGAAUCAAUGCGACAAGUGUGGCUACGUUUGUGAUUCCGCUGUACAGUUAAAUGAGCACUGCAAUUCGGCUCACGCAGGCACGAGCGCUGUACCUGCUACAGGGAACAUUCCAUUUCAACAAUUCCCUAGUAAAUCAUAUAACAAUUCGAGCUAUCAAAAUGAUAGUAUAAAAGUAAAAGAAGAACAUGAAGAAUCGUCGGAUAUUCUAGACUUAGAUUCCCAAAAGGUGGUUUACCAGGGAAAUGAAGGAGAGCAACAAAAUCCACCCUACGAAGAAACAUCAUCUCAGGUACGCGAAGUAAACACGAGAACUGUACCUAUGAUGCCAUGGGAAACUCAAAAGAUUUAUACUAAUCCCCAAAUGAAUGGCGAUGUAUCUCUUUUUAAAGAACAAAAAAUGUUUGCUGAUCAAAAGGCAUAUGCAACUGAAGGAAAAAUGUUUCAUCCAGAUCAAAAAUUUGCUUAUUCACAAGAUAAAUUUUUAGUGCAUCAUGAACAAAAACCUUUUAUGCACGUGGAGCAAAAAAUUUACCCUGGUGUUCAAAUGCAACCUUUAACAGAUUACUCAGGGAAUGUGGCUUCAACCAACUCAGAUAUGAAACCACCAUACCGACCUUAUGAUUCCCCUAAUGCACCGCAAAUAACAAGCACACAACCUGCAAAUCCUACAUCGUCAUCGUUGCCAUCUAUUGGGGGUAAAGGAGCCAAUUGGAAGUCGAAUGAAGCAAGAAGACCGAAGACCUAUAACUGUACUGCAUGUAAUAAGUGGUUUACUAGCUCAGGCCACUUAAAAAGGCACUACAAUACUACGCUGCAUAAAAACGCAGUACGAUCGUCUGGGCAACCUGAUCCAGCAACGAUGCCCAUUUCGAGCCAUCAUCAUCCAAGUCGUGAUUCUUUGCAAAAUCGAGCUCAACAACAGAAUCCGGAUUCGAAUACGCAAAGUCCUGUCCCCUCCGAAGACAGCAGGAACGUGGAUGAAGGUGCUCUGCAGUCACCGUAUGCACCGCAAAACUUUGAACGCGUUCACCGUGUUGCAACUAUGCAGUCCAAAUCACCAUACACGCAUCUUCAACAGGGUAAUUUAGAUAAUAAUUUCAGUAAUAUUCCUCUAACUAAUCAUCCCUUACAGCAUCAAGUGGGUUCACACCCGAUUAAUAUAAAUAUAAGUAGCCAACCACCGGGGAUCGGACUUCCAAACGAUAGUCCUCAAGGUCCAAAAAGUACUUCAAUAUCAACUGGUGCGAAUCCCCCAAACGGGGAAGCAGGUCCCUCUGUUUCUCAAAAUCACCAUAUGAGGGGCCUGCUAUCAGUGUCAACCAGCAAUAUUUCAACACCAGUACUAACCCAGAGUACACCAGCGCUUACGGCUCACACUCUACCGCCGUUCAGCCAUUUGGGUGUCAACCCGUACAGUCCGAGGUCUACGGAUCCUUUGGGGCCUUCGGUACCGGACCCCACGCACACCCCAUUAUAUUUGGGUCAGAAUUUUCAGCAGACUAUAGCACCGAGUUACCCAAACGGGAUGGCCCCCCACGUUAUGGAUAUGGCUAUCAACAAUCUGCCUAUAGCCAAUCCGGCUACUUUUGGUGAAGCUGCACCAGAAGAGGUCGAUGUUAUGGAACAAGAAACGUCUAGUCAGCCUGCUAAUGGACGCUUGCCGAGUUUCUCGCAGCUACAAAUGCAGAGCUUCAGCGUUUAUGUUUCAAACUAUAUUACAUCACCUAACGUGGGGGGUCAAGUUGUUGCCGACGAUUCUACCGCCGGUUACAUUAUUGUAGAUCCAGUUAACUCUCCUAUACAAUACAAUGGCAUGGACAUAAAUGGACAAAGUAUAGAUUAUGACUAUAAUUAUUCACCUAAAUCUAACCCAAUGAAGGAAAACGUAGUAAGCUACAAUACGGAUACAAUAAAGGUUUACCCGUAUGGCUACGCGGUUGGAGGUAAAACUAUAAAAAGGGAAGAUGACGUGUUAAGAACGGAUUCUAGUGAGCUACAAAUAUUAAAAAUCGAAGAUAUAAUGGAUUAUGCUAAUAAAGAAAAUUAUGGAACGCAAAUGAAGUCUCCAGCUAGUCCAGAGAGUGCUAAAGCAGAGAACGAAAGUCACGGGUCCCCUUCAAUAUCAUCAACAGUUUCGAGUACACCACUCACCGAGAGAAAUCAUUUAAAAAAGUCAACACCAACAACGGUACACAAAUGUUUUGAAUGCGACAAAUUAUUCAACAAGGCAUGUUAUCUUACUCAGCAUAAUAAAACUUUCCAUUCUGGAGCUAAACCAUUUAAAUGUGAUAGAUGUGGUAAACGCUUUUCGGACGAUGUUUCGUAUGAGGGUCAUUACUUAAAACACGCAGACAAUAAACCCUUCAAAUGUAAUGAAUGUCCAAAGUCGUUUAAUCACAAAACCGACUUGCGUCGUCACAUGUGUUUACACUCUGGGUGCAAGCCGUUUGCAUGCGAUCAUUGCGGUAAAGGAUUCAUAAGAAAAGAUCACAUGGUAAAGCAUUUCGACACCCACAUAAAGAAAAAUUUGCGUUCAUCAUCGUCAUCUGUAUCGCCGACAUCAUCCUCCCCAUCUACAUAA